Molecule: messenger RNA, 756 nt
Organism: Symbiodinium sp. CCMP2592
Lineage: Eukaryota; Dinophyceae; Suessiales; Symbiodiniaceae
Source: the annotation of a GenBank genome assembly
AUGUUGCCAGAGUCGGCUCGAGACUGUGCUCAGUCCUCGUGGCUUUGGGCCGUGCCCGGUCUGGGUGCAUUCUGCGGAACUGCCACCAUCGCUGGCGUCUACCGUUUGGCAGCCAGCCAGGGCCACCUUCCACCAGGCUCAACAACACCUCCGAUCUCCUUUCUGGGACUGCUGGAACCAGAGCACACCUUGUACCAGAUCGGUUUCUUGGUGACAGGAUUGCUGUUAGCAUCCAGCGUCCGGCUUUGGUCGGCUGUUUUUGCGCCGUUGAUGACUGCUGCGGGCUUUGGCCAGUGUGCAUACUAUGGCUGGCUAGGCGGCUGCUUGGCAAGCUUCGGGGCGGCGAGUCAAGGCCUCGUGACGCUGGAGCAGGGCAUCUUGGAGAAGAUUGCCUCAGCGAGCAGUGAGCUCAGCGUGCAAAGCAAGCUUCACCAGGCAUUUGCCCUUUUCUUCUUCAUGGGAUGCAUGCUGCAUUGCUGCACCAUGACGUAUGCGGCCUUUUACUGCAGGAGUCCUGCUUUCUCCCAGCUGGUGGGUCAAACGAGGUGGCUGAAGGCGGUCGCCUCUGCGACCACGUUCGUUGCGGCACCUCUGGCGGAGGCUUUGCAUCCGGCCAGGGACGCGGGAGCAAAGCACCAAUUCGACAUAGCCGGCUUGGCUCAGUACCUGUCCGUCGGUAUGUACAUCGUGUUCUUUGGGCUCUACAGUCUUGACUUCUACCAGCUGCGACAGGCAAGCAAGCCCAGGGCAUCCUAG